Babesia ovata is the source of this 519-nucleotide messenger RNA. RefSeq lists its product as uncharacterized. NCBI's taxonomy places the organism in Eukaryota, Apicomplexa, Aconoidasida, Piroplasmida, Babesiidae. The coding region runs from base 1 to 519 and encodes 172 amino acids. The record is from RefSeq and is a predicted model, not a curated record. The transcript has 2 exons.
AUGUCGUCGAAAAACCCUGGACGUUCCGCAAAGAAGGAUGUAGAUACUAACGCCGCCGAGACGAAGUCGGAGGACAGCGCCGAUGGCUUCAUCGAAGUAAUGGCGCGAAGCCUACAGGAGCUCAAAUUAGCGCCUUCGCCAGCGCCACGCAAGGUGCUCCAGAUUUUUGAGCAGAAUUCUGCGAAGUUACCGGACCGCUGUGAUUACUGCGGCGCUGAAGGUGCGGAUAGCACGGUGCCGGAAGUUUCGUUCAACCUCCAGAAGCGUACUGCGACGCUCUUGGGAAGGAAGGGCGCCUGUAUGCGUUGCUACCAGAUUCUAAACCUGCGUCAACUGAACAACCAUAUCGCAAGUGCUGCAAUGCGCCAUCGUGGAGAGUUCGACGGCGUCUACGAACACUUUCUCGAGGUGAACCAGAUUAAGGACCGAAACGCCGUGGAACUGCAGGGUGCCGUUUCCAUAGCGAACAGUUUACAGGUUAUCUACUCGGAAAUUGAAUGGGCGUGUGUAGAUGGUUAA